CCUGGUGCAGAUAUUUAUUGCAAGCACAUCGCUUGUAGCUUACGACUGACAGCUCUGAAGCAGAAGAAACGUGUGUUAUUUUUGCAACUUCUUUGGUCUGUUGCAGCGGGCUUACUUUACCCUCCCUUGACUAGCUCGAUCUAUGACAUACAAGCUGUAGACUUGCCUUGCAAAAAUUGAGGAGGAAACAUCACGCAAAACUGUGGAUCAGGUGUUGGGAUUAGAGCAAGAAUCGGCGCCAGGCACAGAAGAGCUAACUGAGGAGAUGAAGCGCCCUGACACCUUGGGUGACAGGAUAUGGCGGUCAGUCGAUAAGAGCGUGGACCAGAGGUACCGCGGCGUGCUGCUGGUGGUGUCCAUCCCGGUAAUUCUAAUCCUGGCGGUCAUCACGCUGGUGCCACGUUCAACGCCUUUCCACGCGGAGCGCACCCACACGCUGAAGGAGCUGCGCCAUACAGGCGCGGCGCCAAAGUUCGCGAUUGUGUUUGAUGCGGGCAGCACAGGCAGCCGCAUCCACGUGUUCAAGUUUGAGCAGGCCGGCGGAGAGCUCAAGCUCAUUAGCGACACCUUUGAGCAGCUGAAGCCCGGGUUGAGCUCCUUCGCGGACUCCCCCGAGAAGGCGGCCGCCUCCCUGCAGCCACUAAUUGACACCGCGCUGAAGACGGUGCCCCAGAACUUGCAGAGCUCCACUCCCAUCUCCCUCAAAGCCACGGCCGGCCUGCGCCUGCUGCCCGGUGAUAAGGCUGACAAUAUCCUGAAGGCCGUGGAGGCGCUGCUGCGGAAGCAGCCCUUUAAGCUUGCCCCUGGGGGCGUGGCCAUCAUGGACGGCAAGGACGAGGGUGCGUUCGCCUGGCUGACGCUCAACUACCUCCUUGGCCGCCUGUCUGGGCCGGUGGGCAAGACCGUGGCUGCCAUUGACAUGGGUGGCGGCUCGAUUCAGGAGGCGUUUGCGCUGGAGGACACGAAUGCAAAACUGGCGCCCACGGACUACGUUGUUCAGCUGCACGGAGGCGGCAAGACCUUCAACGUGUACGUGCACUCGUACCUGGGCUACGGCCUCAUGGCCGGCCGCGCCAAGCUGAUUGAUGCCGGCGAGAAGGGCAAGCCGCACAGCUGCAUCCAUGAGGGCGCUGCCGGCACGUACGCCUACGCGGGCAAGGAGUACACCUUCUCGGGCGGCGAGACGGACUUCGAUGCGUGCGCCGAGAUCGGCGGCAGCGCGCUGCAAGCCAACUUGACCUGCGGCACCAAGCCGCAAACGGAGUGCUCUUUCAACGGUGCGUGGCGUGGCAACGGCCUAAGCAAGGGCCGUGACUACUUUGUGUCGUCGUAUUUCUGGGACCGCGCCUCCGAGACCGGCAUUAUUGAGGAUGAGCAGGCGGCUAUGUGGGAGGUCACCGCGCGGGACUUUGCUGACAAGGCCGAUGAGGUCUGCGUCCAGUCCGUGGACGACAUUGGCAAGGUGUAUAAGAAGGUGCAGGGCGAGAACACCAAGUUCCUGUGCUUGGACCUGACCUACUGCCACGUCAUGCUGACCCAGGGCUUCAAGCUGGACGAGAAGAUGAAGCUGACGCUGGUGAAGCAGGUGGAAUACAACGGACAGCGCAUUGAGGCGGCGUGGCCCCUGGGCGCUGCCAUUAACGACCUCUCCUCGUGAACCGAGAUGAGCGCGGAUGAGCAGACUGAGUUGUGAGCGUGAUCCGCGCAAAGCACGCAACAGUGAGCGGGAUGCAUAAGUAUCUUGACCGCGUGAUCGUACAUGUGUACACUCCGUGUGAAGAUGAUGUUUGAAGAGUUGUGCCUAGCGUAAGGGGUUCGAUGGGCUACACAGAGAGUUGGUGCGGGUGACAGCCGUAAGAACAGAGCGGCGGCGAACACCGAGCAAGGUGCUGAGAUACGAGCAUUCGUUGGUGUCAAGCGGUAGAAACACAAUAGAACUUGAGGAAGAUGUUGGAGGGAUUCUAUGGGCGGCGAGAGUGGGCGCUCACGCAGAGCCCUCCAUUGGUGGCGUGCUGUAGUGCUGGGGAUGCGCAGGGAUGUGGCGGGUCGAGAAGGACCGGCUCGGCCCCUGUGGUAGCAUGGCGAUAGACUCAUUCAUCAAGCGCUCGAAAGAACCUGUAAACUCGGGAACGA
This is a messenger RNA of Chlamydomonas reinhardtii, 2133 nucleotides long. RefSeq lists its product as uncharacterized. Gene Ontology annotation, biological process: nucleoside diphosphate catabolic process. The transcript is spliced from 9 exons. Bases 266 to 1657 code for a protein of 463 amino acids. The record is from RefSeq and is a predicted model, not a curated record. NCBI's taxonomy places the organism in Eukaryota, Viridiplantae, Chlorophyta, Chlorophyceae, Chlamydomonadales, Chlamydomonadaceae. Gene Ontology annotation, molecular function: nucleoside diphosphate phosphatase activity. Gene Ontology annotation, cellular component: membrane.